GUCAGACGUUGAUUUCUUGAUUCUCUCUCUACUGCGAAAUCCUAGAAAACCGAGUGUUUGCAGCGUUGCAACGAUCGUUUCUGUGAUAAGUGAUAUUGAAGUGAAGAGGACCGAAACGAUGGCGAUGGAACCGAAAGUUAACAUUGAGACGAUCCUCGAGUUGGAUCCCUAUCUCAAAUUGCACGAGAAGGAAAUCCGUCGCAGAAACACCGAAUUUCGGGGAUGGAUCAAGCGCUUGAACGAGCUGGAAGGUGGGCUGAAUGAAUUUACACAGGGCUACAAGUACUACGGAUUGCACAUCGCCCAGGACAACAGCAUAAUCGCACGUGAAUGGGCCCCGGGCGCCAAGGAGGUCUAUCUCACGGGAGAUUUUAAUAACUGGCAAUGGUUAGCGACACCGUACACGAAGCUGCCUUUCGGCAAGUGGGAGCUGAAAAUUCCCCCGAACUCGGACGGCUCCUGUGCUAUCAGGCAUCUGUCGGAGAUUAAGGUGAUCAUACGCAAGCAAGAUGGAGCGCUCGUGGACCGGCUGUCCCCGUGGGCCACCUAUGUGGUGUCUCCACCGAAGGAAUUGGGGGUCAACUAUCAGCAGCGCGUUUGGCACCCGCCGCCACAUGAAAAGUACAUGUUCCGUCAUCGGAAACCCAAUCGGCCGCGUGCCCUGCGCAUCUACGAGUGCCACGUGGGCAUUGCCACCGAGGAGUACGGAGUCGGAACGUACCGCAAUUUUGCCGACAACGUUGUACCGCGCAUCGCGAAGCUCGGCUACAACACGAUCCAAGUAAUGGCGAUCAUGGAGCAUGCGUACUACGCCAGCUUUGGAUAUCAGAUUACGAGCUUCUUCGCUGCGUCGAGCCGUUGCGGGACGCCCGAUGAACUGAAGUACAUGGUGGACAAGGCCCACGAACACGGACUGUUUGUGUUGCUCGACGUGGUCCAUUCACACGCCAGCAAGAACACGCAGGAUGGACUGAAUCAGUUCGAUGGCACGAACGCUUGCUACUUCCAUGACGGUGCUCGCGGAGAGCACACCCUCUGGGAUAGCCGAUUGUUCAACUAUUCCGAGUACGAAGUGUUGCGCUUUCUGCUCUCGAAUCUUCGCUGGUGGCACGAUGAGUACAACUUCGAUGGGUACCGUUUCGACGGUGUGACUUCGAUGCUGUACCAUUCGCGCGGUAUCGGAGAAGGUUUCUCCGGCGACUACAACGAGUACUUCGGGCUGAAUGUGGACACGGAAGCCUUAAUAUAUCUGGCCAUUGCGAACUAUUACCUGCACGAGCUGGAUCCGAACGUCAUCACGAUAGCCGAGGACGUCAGCGGCAUGCCGACGCUUUGCCGCCCGACCGAAGAGGGUGGUAUCGGCUUCGACUACCGGCUCGGGAUGGCCAUUCCGGACAAGUGGAUUCAGCUGCUGAAGACGAAGAGCGACGAAGAUUGGAACAUCGGCAACCUCGUGCACACGCUGACUAACCGGCGCUGGAAGGAGAGCACCGUUGCGUACGCCGAAUCGCACGAUCAAGCGCUGGUUGGGGACAAAACGAUCGCUUUUUGGCUGAUGGACAAGGAGAUGUACACGCACAUGUCCGUGGUGUCGGAUUCGAACCUCAUCAUUGAUCGGGGGCUCGCGCUGCACAAAAUGAUCCGUCUCAUCACGCACGCACUCGGUGGUGAGGCUUAUCUGAACUUUAUGGGCAACGAGUUCGGUCACCCGGAGUGGCUCGAUUUUCCGCGUAUCGGUAACAACGAGUCGUUCCACUACGCGCGCCGCCAGUGGCACCUGGUCGAUGAUCAGAUACUAAAGUAUCGCUUCCUUAAUGAGUUCGAUCGCACGAUGCAUCACACCGAGGAGCGAUACCAUUGGCUCGACUGUCUUCCGGCGUAUGUGAGCUGGAAGCACGAAGACGACAAGGUGAUCGCAUUCGAGCGCAACAAUCUACUGUUUGUGUUCAACUUUCACAGCAACAAAAGCUUCACCGACUAUCGACUAGGAGUUGAGUUGGCAGGAAAGUAUCGGGUCGUGCUCAGCUCAGAUGAUGGUGAGUUUGGAGGCUUCAAUCGAAUCGAUAAGAACGUCGAGCACACCACAUUCCCGGAGGGUUGGGCAGGAAGGCGGAACUAUCUGCAACUGUAUCUGCCCUGUCGUACUGCCUGCAUUCUAGCACCACAGUAAGAUCGUACUGUGCAAUCGAGGAACAAAUUUGUUCCAGUUACUUCAUUGUUGAACUUUCUUUUCAUAGUUUAUAGGAAUAGCUGCCAUAUCGAAACAUACUAGUGGUUAGCUUACGUUUAUCGGGGGAAAAUUUGCAAUAAAAUGGUUAGAAAUCUCACCGAUUGUUUCCUUUAU
This is a messenger RNA of Anopheles cruzii, 2344 nucleotides long. RefSeq names its product 1,4-alpha-glucan-branching enzyme (gene AGBE). The transcript is spliced from 4 exons. The record is from RefSeq and is a predicted model, not a curated record. Gene Ontology annotation, molecular function: 1,4-alpha-glucan branching enzyme activity; cation binding; hydrolase activity, hydrolyzing O-glycosyl compounds. Gene Ontology annotation, cellular component: cytoplasm. Bases 119 to 2170 code for a protein of 683 amino acids. NCBI's taxonomy places the organism in Eukaryota, Metazoa, Arthropoda, Insecta, Diptera, Culicidae. Gene Ontology annotation, biological process: glycogen biosynthetic process.